Messenger RNA from Caenorhabditis auriculariae, 867 nucleotides. The record is from the annotation of a GenBank genome assembly. NCBI's taxonomy places the organism in Eukaryota, Metazoa, Nematoda, Chromadorea, Rhabditida, Rhabditidae.
AUGCUUCUUUUACUGGAUAUUCAAAUAACCCGAAUCAACUGCUAUGAAGUUAUUUGGCCUUACAUUUUCUGCAUGUGUUUUCAAGCCGUCAUGAUGUUGAUGAUAUUAUUCGACAUCUUCAUCAUGAUUUACUUACCUAUUUGGUGAGGUUCACAAUAAAAAGGUAUAAAGAAGGUUGUCUUUUAGGUACAGGAAUACUGGAACUAGGAAAUAUGUCGGGAUGAUGCUAAUUCUUCCUGUAGCCUAUGGCGCUUUGGUCAUGAUUUGGGGAUUUAUAUUGAUGGACGAUGAAAUUGUUGUUUUCUGCAACCCUCCUAUAGGUAAUUUUUGAAAAACAGGAAAAAAAACUUGAAAAAAUCUCCACAGGCUUGCACCCAAUCGUCAGCCGAUUCUGGUCUCUAUCCAACGUUUUUCUGAACACUUUGGUUCUAAUCGCCUUUAUCGCAUUAAUGUUUGUGAUAUAUCACAAAGGUAACAUGAGAAAACCUUGAAGUUAAAAAAAGCGACUUUAUAGGCCGGAAAAGCCGAGACGCCAAAAAAAUAGUCCGACAUUUGAAAGUGACCAUGACGGCGUUUGUAUUUUCUUGGUACACUUGUCUAUUUGGCGUGGAUAUUUGGGUAACUCUUGGGUUUCAAGGCAACGCCCUUAUUUUCCUUCAAAGCAACAUGGUUGGUUUCAAAAUAAAACAAUUGAAAUAGUUUUCUAGGUCUUUUUCGCUUUAUUAUGCUAUUCCCAAUCGUAUUUUGUACUCAUGUGGCGGUCGAAGGAAUAUCGUCAAGCCUUCCUUAAGGUAACGAAGUUCACUUUGAAAAAUCUAUCAGAAUAAGCUCAGGUCUGGAGCCGCUUCGAACGGGUUCGCCGACUAA